Messenger RNA from Achroia grisella, 765 nucleotides. RefSeq lists its product as uncharacterized. The record is from RefSeq and is a predicted model, not a curated record. The coding region runs from base 1 to 765 and encodes 254 amino acids. The transcript has 3 exons. NCBI's taxonomy places the organism in Eukaryota, Metazoa, Arthropoda, Insecta, Lepidoptera, Pyralidae.
AUGGAGAAAUUUAUCAACGAAGCUUUAAAUAUUAUGAAUGAAGAAUAUGCUGGUGUAGUAACAGUGCAACUUGUGCUUGCUAAAGCGAGGGUUACACCAGUAAAGCCCAUCACUAUGCCAAGACUGGAACUUAUUGCAGCCUUAUUAGCUACUCGAUUAUGUACAGAAGCAAAAUAUGCAUUGCAAUUAAACUUUAAAGAGAUUAUAGAUAGGAGUCACGUAGAUGAUUGGCAUCAUGUGCCUGGUGAACUUAAUCCAGCUGAUCUUCCGUCAAGGGGUUGUAAUGCUGAAAAUCUUUUUAAAAGUCGUUGGUGGGAAGGUCCAGAUUGGCUUAAGAAAUCCCAAGAACUUUGGCCUUAUUGUGAAGUACCUCCUGAUGAAAGUGAAGUUAAUAAAGAAAUAAAGAAAACAUGUUUAACUGUCCAGGAAGUUUAUAGAUUUACUGACAGAUUUCUUUAUUUUGGAAAAUACUCAAAAAUUGUUAGAACUGUAGCAUGGUGUUUAAGAUUUAAUAAAUACGAUUGUAAUAGACAGAAUAAGAAGGAUAUUACUGCAGAAGAGUAUGAAAAAGCAGAAAAUCGGUUAUUAUAUUUAAUACAAAAUGGAGAUAUCGAUGAAGUGAAAACAAGACUUAGGUUGGAUAUAUUUAAAGACAGUAAGAAUAUUAUUCGUGUAAAAACAAGAUUAACACUAAGUGGUGAUACAGAAAACUUCGUAACUCCGAUGUUAUUGCUCAAUACAUUACUUUUUAAAUAUAAAAAUUAA